Molecule: messenger RNA, 723 nt
Organism: Physeter macrocephalus (sperm whale)
Lineage: Eukaryota; Metazoa; Chordata; Mammalia; Artiodactyla; Physeteridae
Gene: DHFR
Product: dihydrofolate reductase
Exons: 6
Coding region: 1-564 (187 amino acids)
Biological process (GO): tetrahydrofolate biosynthetic process; glycine biosynthetic process; folic acid metabolic process
Cellular component (GO): mitochondrion
Molecular function (GO): NADP binding; dihydrofolate reductase activity
Source: RefSeq, a predicted model, not a curated record
AUGGUUCGUCCGCUAAACUGCAUCGUCGCUGUGUCCCAGAACAUGGGCAUCGGCAAGAACGGGGACCUGCCCUGGCCCCCGCUCAGGAAUGAAUACAGGUAUUUCCAAAGAAUGACCACAACCUCUUCAGUAGAAGGUAAACAGAAUUUGGUGAUUAUGGGUAGGAAAACCUGGUUCUCCAUUCCAGAGAAGAAUCGACCUUUAAAGGACAGAAUUAAUAUAGUUCUCAGUAGAGAACUCAAGGAACCUCCACAGGGAGCUCAUUUUCUUGCCAAAAGUCUGGAUGGUGCCUUAAAACUUAUUGAGCAACCAGAAUUAACAAAUAUAGUGGACAUGGUCUGGAUAGUGGGAGGCAGUUCUGUUUAUAAGGAAGCCAUGAACAAGCCAGGCCAUCUUAGACUAUUUGUGACAAGGAUCAUGCAGGAAUUUGAAAGUGACACAUUUUUUCCAGAAAUUGAUUUGGAAAAAUAUAAACUUAUCCCAGAAUAUCCAGGUGUUCCUUCUGAUGUCCAGGAGGAGAAAGGCAUUAAGUACAAAUUUGAAGUAUAUGAAAAGAACAAUUAAUGUGAAAGUGUUUUCUGAUCUAUUUCAAGCCUCCUCCUCCCCCAGCAAAAUUACGUAUUUUUUGUUGUAGAGACUUUUGUUGACUUUAGAUCUAUGGAUAAUUAUUUCUAAGCAAAGUACUUUUAUUCCCCAUUAAUCUUAACUAGACUGUAUCAGAUA